AUGGUGUCAAACAUUAUUCUAGACAUAGAGGGCACAAUUUGCCCCAUCUCAUUCGUCAAGGAUGUGCUUUUUCCGUACUUUUUGCGACAAUUACCUGCCCUGCUAGACCAAUACCAGUAUCCGCUGCUGGAAGAUUCUUCCGACCCGAUCAAGACCAUCCUGCUCAAAUUUCCCCAGGAUAAGACCGCAACCAGAGACUUGCUGCACACCCACAUCAAGGCCCUGGUGGACAACGACGUGAAAGACUCUGUGCUAAAGGAACUUCAGGGCCUUAUCUGGGCCAAGGGCUACCACGAAGGAACCAUAAAAGCACCAUUGUAUCAGGAUGCUAUACAGGCCAUGUACACGUGGAGCACACAUAAGGACAAAAAAGUGUACAUUUACUCAUCCGGAUCGGUUCAGGCACAGAAGCUGUUGCUGCAGUACGUACGUAGCAUUAACGAGCCGGAGUCUGCGCCUGGCAAGGACCUCAAUGAGCUGGUUUCUGGUUAUUUUGACACUAACAACGCGGGCCCAAAAAUCCAGACCAGUAGCUACUCCAAGAUUGCGGAAAAAAUUAAUUCGAGCCCCGAAGAGUGUCUCUUCCUAAGCGAUAACCCAAAAGAAGUGGCCGCUGCUUUGGAGGCAGGCAUGCAAAGCUACAUCGUCGUCAGACCGGGCAAUGCUCCAGUGGAGUCUGCGCCUGCGGCCAAAAUCUCUACGUUCGACCAACUGGAAUUGUAG
Ogataea parapolymorpha DL-1 is the source of this 723-nucleotide messenger RNA. RefSeq names its product Enolase-phosphatase E1. The transcript has a single exon. Lineage: Eukaryota; Fungi; Ascomycota; Pichiomycetes; Pichiales; Pichiaceae. Bases 1 to 723 code for a protein of 240 amino acids. Gene Ontology annotation, molecular function: acireductone synthase activity; magnesium ion binding. The record is from RefSeq and is a predicted model, not a curated record.